Pungitius pungitius (ninespine stickleback) is the source of this 3176-nucleotide messenger RNA. RefSeq names its product zinc finger and BTB domain containing 8A (gene zbtb8a). The coding region runs from base 1046 to 2626 and encodes 526 amino acids. Gene Ontology annotation, biological process: regulation of transcription by RNA polymerase II. Gene Ontology annotation, molecular function: protein binding; DNA-binding transcription factor activity, RNA polymerase II-specific; RNA polymerase II cis-regulatory region sequence-specific DNA binding. The record is from RefSeq and is a predicted model, not a curated record. NCBI's taxonomy places the organism in Eukaryota, Metazoa, Chordata, Actinopteri, Perciformes, Gasterosteidae. The transcript is spliced from 3 exons.
UUUUUUUUUUUGUGUCAGCGGGUUUCACGGCGCGGGGCGUCAGCGGGUCUCAACCGACGCCUCACGCCUGCGGAGGACUCCCCGGGUCCGGGGGGGCAGCGGACGAAGCCUCCUCGCUGCGCUCCGGACCUCCGGCGAGGGGAGAAAAGGGGGCGCUUCUCGCGAAUGAAUAGGAAGCGAGGAAAAAAAAAAAAUCCGGGUGUCUUUUCUGCUUAUCACGUCGCCCGUAACACGUUCAUGUAUCAGCUCCGCAUGUUCAGUUGCUGGAGGUUUUUCGUGCGUGUGUGUGUUUUUUAUUUUAAUUUCCUUUUCUUGCUAUUGUGCUGCUGGCCGGGGCCGGGGGUGGGCGUCGCUCCGGGACGGACUGGGCUGCUCCCGGUGCGCCGCUGCCCGCUUUUCUCUCUCUUUUCGCAGGACUGCAGCACUCUGGUGGCGUGGGUUUUUUUUUUUUCCCCACACAGGUCGGCUGACGCCGUGACAUUAUGGGUAAAAAAAAAAAGAAAGAAGAAGAAGCAGCAGCAGCUUGGGGAGGUUACCGGGGUUGGUUGCACCGCGGAGCCUCACGGGUGUUGCGCCGUGGGUUACCGGGCGCCGUGAUGAAACGGGAAUGCACGCGCGCAGACGUGAUGGUGGCCAAAUAGGUUACUGUGAAAAGAGGAACAACUAUUCUCUAUAUGUGGUUGCGGCACGUGUUUACUCCCGUCAGGUGACCUUUAUUUCCACCCGCAAUGGGUCUGUGGCGUUUGUUACAUCGGCGGGUUUCCACGCGCCGUCGCCUCCCUCCGGGGAAGGUUUAAGGGGGUUUUGCCACCCGACGCUCCAGCGACUGGAGACGGGUGUAGCUCAUUAGAAGAGGCGCCUGAUGGAUUGCUCGUCCGGCCAAUCACGGCGCAGAAGGGAGCUAAGUGGGCGGAUGCCUUUGCUGGAGACCGUCCUGUGCAGAAACAAAGACGUGGGGGAGAGUUGACAAUCAGUGGGGUGUUUACUGUGUGACCUGUUAAUAUUUGGGGGUGUUUAAGCAUGAACCAUUUACCAAGAUAAAACGAUGAUACUGUCCCACGAAUCAUGUAACAUGUGUGCAUUUAGGCUCAUGCAUACACAGGAUCACAUAAAAUGCAAGUCUCUCCAUUUCAACGAGCGUCCACGAGGCCCCUUUGUUCCGUUAUCAUCUUCUUCUUCUUCUUCUUCUCCGUGGGUCGUGUGCUGCGUGCGCGCUGAGUGCUUCUCCCAUUGUCUCCCCCGCAGGCAGCCUCAGAGGUGGUUCAACACUGCGGACAUCACGGUGGCUCACCAGAGCAGCCUGCUGAAGCAGCUCAACCAACAGCGCCGCCAGGAGCUCUUCUGUGACUGCAGCGUGCUGGUGGAGGGCCAGCUCUUCAGGGCCCACCGCAACGUCCUGUUCGCCAGCAGCGGCUACUUCCGCAUGCUUCUGUCCCAGGGGCCCGACGGGCUGUCCGACUCGGUCAACGCCACCUUCGACGUCUUCAGCCCCGAGAGUUUCACCGUCAUACUGGACUUCAUCUACUCGGGCCAGCUCGACCUCUCGAGCCACAAUGUGAUCGAGGUGAUGUCUGCGGCCAGCUACUUGCAGGUGAACAAUGUCAUCAACUACUGCAAGAACUUCAUCAAAUCCUCCCUGGAAAUCAGUGUGAAGGAUGAAGACCGUGACCGCUGCAUCAGCUUGUCAGAGACCUGCAGUUUUAUCAGUGGAGUCGGAGAGGACAGCCCCGAGCAGCAGCAGCAGCAGCAGCGGCAGCAAGGCCUCAGCUCGGUGAGCCCCCCGCCGGCGCUCUGGACCAGGGACAACUCACGGGUGCAGUGCGGCUUCAUAGGGAAGGACCCGGAGCAGGAUUCAUCGGCCCCAGCCCUGAAGACUGAGCCCAGCAGCCCCGCUGACCACCUCGGCGCGGAGGCCGAGGACUCGCAGGACCCCGAGGACCCCCCGUACGCGCUGCCCGGAUCAGUGCGCCGGCGAGGUAGAGGGGGAACCAGAAGGAGGGCAUCCAACGGCACGACUCGCGCCAACCCACCCGAAGACCUGGACAUCGAGGAGGCCAGGAAAAAAAAGGCAGAGAGGGCGGAGGAGCUGUAUGCUACUCUUCCACCUAUUGUGAGUGUUAUCGGGCACUUUAAUAAAGACUCCAACCCUAUUAUGCGUUUCAAAUGUCCCUUUUGCACACACACCGUGAAAAGGAAAGCCGAUCUGAAGCGUCACUUGCGCUGCCACACAGGAGAGAGGCCGUACCCCUGUCAGGCCUGCAAUAAACGCUUCACGCGCCUGGAGCACCUCCGCAGCCAUUUUGAGACGAUCCAUCAAGCCAGGAAGCUGGUGUGCAGGAAGUGUAAAUGUCAGGUUUCGGAGGAGACUGGGCACGUGGUGUGCGAGGGGACACGACGCUACCGCAUGUGCACCGCAUGCAUCCAGGAGGUUGACUGUGACGACAUCCCCAUGGACGGUCUAGAUAGCGCCAACGAGGAGCCGGCCCUCUUAUUGGGGGUUGACGGGGAAGAGGAGGGGGACAGCGGGAGGAGCUGGAUGGUAACCGAUGACGACGACCUAGCGGAGGACUCGGGGGCCGACCUCAUCAUCCAGCAAGUGGACGACAGUGAUGAGGAGCUGCAGUGAAAUGGAACCAAAGUGUGUGUGUGUGUGUGUGUGUGUGUGUGUGUGCAGAGGCAUGCAUGGGUAAUAAACUUUGUGUGUGCGCGUUUAAGCCACGCAAGAGAAUUUAUGCACAAAAUAUGUGAUCCACUAUUGUAAGUAAAUACGCUUGAUAUAUGUUAGCUGUCUAUUAUUUAAAUGCAACUGGUUAAUCUUUACUGGAUGUUGACUUUUGUUACAAAGAGGAAUUCUUUUUGCUCAGCUUCAUACAGAUAUGCAGUAUCCAAAAACGGUGUUUUCUUUGAUUGUGUUACAGUUAAAUUAUACUCUUUCAAAGGAUGGACACCUCUGGUUUGGGACGCUCUAAUAAAAAGCUGCCAUUUCAGUAGAAACAAACUGACUACUGUCAAUUCCCCGCUUCCUUUAAGGAAGAUCAAGCGUGGACUUUUCCCAAUUUUACACAAUUGCAUUUGUUAUGAUUAUGUUUUAUUAUGAUAUGCACUAUGAUAUAAAACCAAUAAUAAUGUAUUUGUUUGUUUUGUCUUUUUGACACAUUAAAGAUAUUUUAUACAGU